Messenger RNA from Schistocerca cancellata (South American locust), 3139 nucleotides. Its product is annotated as headcase protein-like. NCBI's taxonomy places the organism in Eukaryota, Metazoa, Arthropoda, Insecta, Orthoptera, Acrididae. The transcript has 5 exons. Bases 260 to 1720 code for a protein of 486 amino acids. The record is from RefSeq and is a predicted model, not a curated record.
GAAGCGAAAGCGAGAGGAAGCGACUGUGAUGUUCCACGCUGGAUGCUGACUGUUUUCAUUUCGCUGUCGGCAAGGAAGGUGAAACUGGAACCCUCGCUGCGACAGUGUGAAUGGGCAGAAGCAGCUGAUCUCACGAGAUUCUAAGCUGACGAUUGAUCGUCGUUCUGACACCGUGGGAGAGCUGACGAGGAGGUGGAAGGGACGUUCAGUAGAAUUGAGAGCCAUAAGGAGAGGAGAAACAGAAGGUGAUAGCUGGAGCAUGGCCCCUCGUAAGAACAACAACCACGGCGGGACCGGAGGCGGCGCCGGCGACUUGCAGGGGCUGAACGGCAUCGACCCAGAGACCAUCGAAAACCACGAUGCCAAUGUGACGCGCUGCUGUGUCCCCACCGGCGAGUGUCUAAGGGCCACUGCCACCAACAACAACGAUAGUUCCAUCAAUUUGGAGGACUUGCGGGACUGCGUAAAGGUCACUUGUAACAAUGACCACUGCACAGUGGGCCAGUACAUGCACCGCGAAUGCUUUGACGCUUGGGAGCAGACGGUGCUGACUUAUCUGAAGACGUGCGGCCGAGCGCGUUCCUGGUCGGAAAGACAGCGCCACCAGAACCUGUGGACCAAGAAGGGGUACGAUCUGGCCUUCAAGGCGUGCGGCUGCCUCUGCGGCCGCGGCCAUCUGAAGAAGGACCUCGACUGGUCCCCGCCCAUGCCAAACAACGCCGGCUGCCAAGAGGACUUCGAGAAGAAGAAAAAGCGACGCAACCGCCAGAACACCCGCCCCUCGCUGGCGUCCUCUGCCAAUGGACACCAUCUACACGGCAACAUAAAUCUCAACAACAAUAACAAUAAUAACAAUAAUGUAAGAGGAGGCGCCGGCAGCGACGCCCAGAACAUCGGCACCGUUCAUCACGGUGAACCUCGGGGCAGGACUGGGUCGCUUUCUUCCAGCACUGGCUCCUCGUCGCCACCGACCUCCAGCGAGACGUCCGUCUCACCCGCCCACAUCGGGCACGGCAGCUCCGGACAUGGCGGUGGCAAGAAGAAGUCGAAGUUCGAGUUCUUCUCUGACAGGACCAGGGCGGGUGCCGGCGGCAAUGGCAUCUUCUCCAGGCGUCAAGAUUUUAGCUCCUUCAACUCACUGCCACGCCACAAACUCAACUCCUACCACAUCAAGAUGGAGGACGAGGGCAACCAUGGCAACGACGAGACGCGCUGCUUCAUCCUGUCGACGCUGGCGGCGCUGCACACGUCCCGCGUGUGCUGCAUCUUGUGCCAGGCGUCUCUGCCCGUGUUCGACCGCUACCCCCUCAUCGACGGCACCUUCUUCCUCAGCCCGCGGCAGCACGCCAGGUUCUGCAUACAGGUGAAGGUGGAGGGUCGCACGCAGUACCUGUCGGCGGUGUGCAUGGCAUGUCUCGAGGGCUGGGGUCCCGGACGCGGCAUCCGCUGCCGCUUCUGCGGCACCGCCUGGGACGGCUCCUCCCUCGUGCUGGGCACCAUGUACUCUUAUGACAUUUUCGCCGCCAUGCACUGCUGCAUCGAGCGUUCCAAGUGCAACAACUGCCAGAAGCCAAUGCUGCAUCCCCACCAACGGCUCAACUUCUACUCUGACUACAGCCACUCCAUGCCAUGCCCACAUUGCAGGACAGUGGAUGCACAUUUUGUGAAGCCACUGGCCUACUGUUAUGCCCGAAACGUGCCACAGCAGCCAUGGUCUUAACAGUGCCCGCAACAUAGGAACUCACGAUUACCGUCUGCCCUCCUACCACAAGUGGGGCUGGGCUACUACUGGGGCUGUUAUGCGACUUGGAAACUAAUGAUGUUGAAGAAAGAGAGAGCAUUCUAAUAGAUGUUAUUGAAGUGUAAAGGAGUCUAUGUUUCAUUUAAUAGUGAGGAAAAUUUUUUGAUAAUUGUAUUCCAGAAUUAGAGUUUUAUGUGGAUUUUUCUGUAGCAACAUUGUGUAGAAUACCAGUGCCAAGAGAAAGAUCAAGUUUUGUGUUGCAGAAAUAUCAGUAUCAUUGUUCUUGUGCUCUCGAAAUUGCCCCAGUAGAAGACUUUUGAAAUUAAUAUUUUUUGGUAGUCCUCACUUCUUUUGUCAUUUUGUGGCAUGAAUAACGCCUACAACUUGUGUUUGUACUGAAGGUCAGUCUCUUAUUAUUUUCUGACAUGUAGUGUUUGUGAGAUGCUUCUCCUUGUUUGAAAUUUUAUGAUAGGUAAUAAAUUUGCGUACUACUGCCGUGUUGUGUAGUUUAGUGCCAGAUGUUUGUCGUUUUCUCUAUGUAACUGUAUAUUUAUCUCAUGGUAGAUGUAUAUUUUAAUGUCGAAAAUGACGUGUCAAAGUGAGGUAACUUGCAAAACGUUCUUAUUUUCAAAAGAUCUUUAUAUAUGAAAAAAUUAUGAACUGAAACACCUUGGUAUGUUUGCAGUGUGUUGUAAAGUUACCGCUUUUGGAGAGGUAUAUGCUAAAUGGUUUUUCCUCAUAGUGAUUUUUUUAUUGAAAGUGGGUUUGAUUAACAUUAAGUACAAAUAUUGGACUUUGGGAUUUAUUAGCAAAUAUUAGCAUUGGUGGAGCAAAGCACAAAUUUUAAAUAAUGUAUUCCCUCUGACAUAUGCAUACCAUGUGGAAAAUUUUCUGCUGCUAAUUUGUAUGUAUGCCUUCCUUAUUUAGUAAUGACAUUUUUUUGUUAUUUCAGAGAAUUUGUUAAGUUGGUAUUUGUAGAGUUACAAUUUAAAUAAAAGUAAAUUAGUCUGUAAUUGACCUGCCGUGUAUUUGUCGACUGCUUUAUUCUAGGACCAAUGCUGGUAUUAUUUGUCCCACUGCUAUAGUAAGUCUGGUAAAUUGUAAGUUCAUGUAGAGAUAAGACUGCUUAAUUUUAUAUGUUUUAUAUCAAUGUUUCUGUUUUCUUGUAAAUGAAAGAAAUCAUACACACUGGUAUGAAUGUCAGUUUUUGUGUUGAAAUUUAGCUCACAUCCGUAUUUGAUGGAAGUGCUUUGAAUGAAGAGAAUGUUUUAUUAACUACACAGAUAAAUUUUGUGACUAUUGUUUAUAUUUCAAUUGUAAAUGUCAGCAGAUGAAAGUUUAUAUGUCUGUAUCUAUGUAUAAAUAAACAAAAUAAAGAGGAGAGUGUAAGACGUAGAC